AUGAAACUCCACUCGUUAUCUCUCAGCUUAUUCUCGCUGGCUUCAACAGCAAUCCAAGCUGCUGAUGUUGUUUUUUCAAACAUUUCAAGCUCAGAUGUUUCUUUAUCUUCAGACUUUUCAAGUUCAGCAAGCGAUUCAUACACUUCAACUCCUUCUGAUGUUUGUUUCUUACCCUUCACUGUGGAUGAAUGCCGCGAUACCUGCAAAUACUAUAACCAACUUAAAACUUCUCUCGCUUGCACGGAUGUCGAUCUUCACUAUGUUUGGCUACUCGCUUGUGUCACCUGCGGUAAAGAGUCUCUGGUGGGCACCGCUGAUGAAGCCCUCUAUACAACUGCUUUGGAAACUAAGGACCAGUGUCUCACAAAUGACUAUCCAGUUUCUACAUGCCCAAAUAACAAGUAUCCAGAUCUUGUCAUGCUUGCCAUUGGAUAUCCCCUUGGAUCUUGUAAGCCUGUUUCUGAUAGAUCUUCUUGUUUGGCCUCAUGCUCUGAUGCAUUUUCUGCCAUUUCAAAAACCUCAUUUAAUCAAGUCUUGGAUUCUUCAACUGAUUACUGCAGCUGGGCUGUAUGUAUGGACUGCUACACCAAUUACAAUGACUUGAGAUACAUGAUGAUUCCUUCACUUAUUCAAUACAUCACCGGCCCCAAUGAUGAAACUACUGAAGAAUACGAAAGUACCAUUACUUCUUCUGUUAUAAUCAGUAGCACUACUUCUGGACCCGUUCUUACUACUUUUGACUCGGAUCCUUACUACUGCCCGACUUGUGAAACCACUUCAAAUAGUUAUCAAGAUGAAAUCACAACUUCAUUAAACACCACAUAUGAACCAACCACUACCUUUAACUCAUCUCCUCAUCCUAAACCUCAUUUUCCUACUUCCCUUCCAGAUUGCGAUUUUUGUAUCACCACGACUAUCACUUCUCCUGGCUAUACUACUAUCACAAAGGUUGACAAAGGCAAGACCGUUACUGUUACAGAGCCUUGCGAAACUACAUUCACUUCUGUUAUCACUCCAUCUGAGUCAGUUAAGCCUCCUACUACUAAAGCUGGUCCUGGAUAUAAGUCAACAAUCACUGUCACUGAGCCUUGCGAUGUUUGCAUCACCACCACUGUUACUUCCACUGGAUAUACCACUGUUACAAAGGUUGAGGAAGGCAAGACUGUGACUGUUACUGAACCUUGCGAGACUGUUUACCUGUCUAUUCAUCCCAAGCCCACUGCAAUCAUCAAAUCCACUGUUACUGUCACUGAGUCUUGCGAUGUUUGCACCACCACCACUGUUACUUCCUCUGGAUAUACUACUGUUACCAAGGUUGAAGAGGGCAAGACUGUGACAGUUACAGAGCCCUGUGAAACAGUUUACUUGUCUAUUCAUCCUAAGCCCACUGCAACCAUCAAAUCCACUGUCACUGUCACUGAGUCUUGCGAUGUUUGCACCACCACCACUGUUACUUCCUCUGGAUAUACUACUGUUACAAAGGUUGAGGAAGGCAAGACUGUAACUGUUACUGAGCCUUGUGAGACUGUUUACCUUUCUAUUCUGUCUCAGCCUUCUGCAACUACCACCAAGGUAUUUACUUCUCCUCCCAAGGAAAAGACCAUCACUCUUGAAAAGGGCAAAACAACCACAGUGACUGAGCCGUGUGAUGAAUGCACUACCCAGUAUGUGACAUCAUCUGGCUACACCACUGUCACAAAGGUCAGUGAAGGAACUACUGUAACUGUUACUGAACCUUGCGAAACUACAAUCACCCAGGUUGUUGUUCCAGAAAAUCCAACAAAGAGUGCUCCUGCUGUCACUUCUUCUUCUUCCAAGACCUCAGCUCCUCCUGCCUCUAAACCUGCCACUGAGAGUUCUGCUUCUCCUUCCGCCAAGACAGAGGUUCCUUCCAAAGAGCCUUCGAUUACUUCUAGUGUUCCACAAGUGACAGCUCCUUCCAAGGAAACAUCUGAUUCAAUUGCCCAAGUUCCUACAACCACAGCUACAACUACUCUUGAGCAAGUAAACUCGGGUGUUGUUAACCAAGUUUCUGUGGCUGCCUUUGUCCUUAUUAUGAUUUCCCUUAUACUUUAA
Magnusiomyces paraingens is the source of this 2076-nucleotide messenger RNA. RefSeq lists its product as uncharacterized. The record is from RefSeq and is a predicted model, not a curated record. The coding region runs from base 1 to 2076 and encodes 691 amino acids. Lineage: Eukaryota; Fungi; Ascomycota; Dipodascomycetes; Dipodascales; Dipodascaceae. The transcript has a single exon.